UCUGUCUCUCCACCUUCACUUCCUAAUUUUCCCAAUGCCAAACACACUCCUAUCUCUCUCUGUUUCUUUUUCUCUCUAAGCAUAUUGAGAAGCAACCAAAAAAAAAAAAAAAGUGCUUCAAAUUAUUACUAAAAAAGAACAGUCUUUUCAAAGUGGCCAUUGAUAAUCAAGAUUCCACAGUCCUUGAAAUCAAGCACAAGAACAGAAAAAUUAUGGGAGCUGGAGGACCUGAUGAAGAAGAAAAUAAUUGGCCACUAUGGUUGAAGCCAUUGCUUAAAGAAAGAUUUUUUGUUCAAUGCAAAUUACAUGCUGAUUCUCAUAAGAGUGAAUGCAAUAUGUAUUGCCUUGACUGUAUCAAUGGCCCUCUUUGCUCUCUUUGUUUAAACCAUCACAAAGAUCAUAUUGCCAUUCAGAUAAGGAGGUCAUCAUACCAUGAUGUGAUAAGGGUGAAUGAGAUUCAGAAGUAUUUGGACAUUUCUUCAGUCCAAACAUACAUUAUCAACAGUGCUAAGGUUGUCUUCUUGAAUGAGAGACCACAACCCAGGCCAGGCAAAGGUGUCACUAAUACAUGUCAAGUUUGUGAAAGGAGCCUUCUUGAUUCCUUCAAAUUCUGCUCUCUUGGUUGCAAGGUUAUUGGGACCUCGAAAAACUUUGUUAAGAAGCCGAGGCAGUUACCCGCGAAGAGGCGGCUGAUGGCGGUAGCAUCAGACUCCGAUGACUCGUACAGCAGUAGCCACGGCCGGUACCGAAGUGCCAUUAACAAGGUCCAAAGCUUUAUUCCAUCGACGCCCCCUCCAACUUCUGUUAAUUACAGAACGGCCAAGCGAAGAAAGGGAAUUCCACAUAGAGCCCCAAUGGGAGGACUACUCAUAGAAUAUUAAGUCUUACUAAUAUACACAAAAUAUACAGUGUUAGUUCUAAGAAUGCAGCUCUUCCAAUCACUCAAAACACUAGUGCUUUCUCCCAAGAAGGCCAGUGUUUGAUAGCUUUGUCUAUAAGAACAAUAAUGUGUAUAGUGUUGGCCAGAUGAAAAAUUGGAGGGGCGAAAGUUGAAAUAAGAAAAAAUGAAAGGACUGAAUGCGUUAAGUUGGAAUUAGAAAAUAAGCUUAUACUAUGUAGUUUGCUAAAAUAAUCAGAUAUAGUGGCUCUUGGCUUUUAGAGUGGUUACAUAA
Molecule: messenger RNA, 1172 nt
Organism: Lycium ferocissimum
Lineage: Eukaryota; Viridiplantae; Streptophyta; Magnoliopsida; Solanales; Solanaceae
Product: protein RGF1 INDUCIBLE TRANSCRIPTION FACTOR 1-like
Exons: 4
Coding region: 213-881 (222 amino acids)
Source: RefSeq, a predicted model, not a curated record